CCAUCUCUCCAACUUCUCCUGAUUCCAGAAAUGGCCUCCAUGUUUUCACCAUCCGAGAUGUCCAACAUUGCAUCAACAUUGCUCUCCACCUACGCCUCCUUAACCGGAACCUUAAUGCUCCUCCGAUCCAUGGCGAGCGAGCUCAUUCCUGAGCAGCUCAGAUCUUACUUCUUCUCCUUCUUUCACUACCUCUUCACUCCUCCCUCUUCCAACCUCACUCUCGUUAUCAACGAAUCCAGCGGCAUGUCAAGUAAUGAAGUCUACAAUGCCGCCGACCUCUAUCUCGCCACCAAGAUCAGCCCCAAAACAGAGCGGCUCAGGCUGAGCAAAACCGAGAGGCAAAAGAAUUUCGCGAUCUCAAUUGAAAAGGAUGAGGAGAUCGUCGAUAUUUUUGAGGGAAUUGAGUUGAAAUGGAGGUAUAACUGCAUAGAGCCUCGGGAACAGUAUUCUGCAGAGAAAAAAUUCUUCGAACUCAGCUUCAACAAGAAGUGCAAAGAUAAAGUCGUCGACUUUUAUUUACCUCAUGUUUUGGCCAGGGCUAAACAAAUCAAAGAAGAGUCCAAAGUGGUUAGGAUCUAUAGUCGUGACUGUCCACGCGAUGAUGAUGAUACAGGCAUCUGGGGUUCCAUGAUUCUUGAGCAUCCAGCCACAUUUGAUACCGUAGCCAUGGAUCCAGAGCUGAAGAAGAUGAUAAUCGAUGAUUUGGAGAGGUUCGUGAGGAGGAGGAAGUUCUACAAGAAAGUGGGGAAGGCAUGGAAGCGAGGAGUCCCUGCUUCAGUUGAUGUUCAGAAAAUUUGGAAUAUGGCAAAUUGAUGUAGUGUAAAUAAGACCAACAAGGUUGAUUCUAAUAUACAUAUCCCUUCUCAUAAGAGUAAAGGAUUUUUUUUUUUUUUUGUAAAUUGUCUUGAACAAAGUAGAAAGACAAUAACUAUGUUAAUAAAAAAUACUAUUAAAU
Messenger RNA from Rubroshorea leprosula, 955 nucleotides. The record is from the annotation of a GenBank genome assembly. Lineage: Eukaryota; Viridiplantae; Streptophyta; Magnoliopsida; Malvales; Dipterocarpaceae.